AUGGAGUCCGGAGAUACAGGUAAAAGCUCGCAAUAUUAUGCAAUAUUUGAAAUGACAGACCUGUAUAUAGCUAGUAACAUGUAUUCAAAGAUGGCUAAACUCUUGCUCCAUCAAAUCCGGUUCGUAAACAGGAUUUGUUGUUGAGGCAUCAAAACUCAUCAAACACAUUUGUUGCCACAAUCGGCAUCAACUGCAUAUGUGAGAUUCAUGACAGAAUUGGUUGUAGUUUGGUAGCUAUUUUAGCUAUUUAUUACUAUAAUAAUACCUUAGUUGAUGCCACCCGACCUAGUUAGCAAGCUAACCUGUUUUUACCAACCCAGGCCUACUUCUCAACUCUGUGACAACACAUACAUUUGUGACUUUACUAGUAUACUCACAAAGAGCAAUAAAAACGCGAUCACCUCUUGUGACUAACAUUAUUGGUAACAGUACACACAGACAACUGUUCCAAACUCUUCCACUGACUGUCUGUGUUAUUCCCACUGUAGGGAGAGGUGGCUGGAACAACAAGUUCCGGUCAACUCAGAAGAGCAGGAUGAGUGUGAACGUUCUCCGUCAGGAGGAGCUGAUCGCCCAGAAGAAGCGCGAGAUUGAGGCUAAGAUGGCAGAGCAAGCCAAGAACAAGAGCCUUCAGACUCCCAACAAGCCACAGCCACCAAGGUACAGUAGACCUGAGUUUCUGAAACACUACAAAUAGGUCUACCUUUCUACUCAAUCCCAGCUGCAAGUACUUGAUUGGUCCACUUGACUGGUUGAUUGCAGCCAUUGAUUUUGACUUCUUAUCCCUACAGUUUACCCAGUUUACAGGGACCCUCUUCGAACAACAACAAGUAUGUGAAUGACGGAAGUUUCUUACAGCAGUUUAUGAAGCUGCAGAAGGACAAACCCAGCGCUGACUCUGGUGAGAUGGGUAGCUGUUUUGACUUAAUUGGUUUCAAUAGAAAAUGUGUUAGGACUUUAUUUUGAUGGUACAGAAAUGAUUAAAUAAAAUGAUAACAGUAAUAAUUGAUGAAUUAGUUGUUUCUUCUGGAUUCAUUAAACAAUUAAGGAAACACUGCAGUGAGUGUUAACCCAAUUGUGUACCCUCUCCAGGCUCCAGCAGUGACACCAAAGCCCCAUCUUCAUCCAUCCCCAGUCCGUCCUCAGGAGUGUCUCAGCCCCAGAAGAAGAGCAUUCUCAUCGGCAAGCGUCCCGGUCUAGGCAUCAGCAGCAUGCUGAACCAGUUUAAGAACUACUCCCAGUCAAAGAAGACCCCGCUUCGCCCCCAAAGGCCUAGCAUAUUCAGCUCCCCAGAUGAUGAUGAUGAUGAUGAGGAGGAAGUUGAUGAUUUAAGUUUCCUAGAGAUCAAAGGUAAUCAAUGAUCUGGUUUUAGACAUCAAAGGACUGCCAGUAGCCUGUGUGCCGGUCAGAUGCUGUCCUAGGCUACAUGUUGUUGUCAUUUCACCCAUGUCAUUGACUGUGUAUUCUAGUGGCAGAGUAGCUGCUUGCCUGAGAAUAAUGCUUUUCCUGAGUUCGCAUAGCCUUCUACAGUAGAGUAAAGGUAAGGUACUCAUAGCCCUCUUAAAGUUUCUCCCCCAGAGGACCGAGACACACAACUUAUCCUGGACAAGUUGGCAGCCUUUGUGGCUGAGGGAGGGCCUGAGCUAGAGAGGAAGGCCAAGGAGAACUACAAGGACAACCCUGUUUUCUCGUGAGUCUGUAUGGAUGAACUAACAGUACAGUGGUGAAAAAAAGUAUUUAGUCAGCCACCAAUUGUGCAAGUUCUCCCACUUAAAAAGAUGAGAGGCCUGUAAUGUUCAUCAUAGGUACGCGUCAACUAUGACAGACAAAUUGAGAAAAAAUAUCCAGAAAAUCACAUUGUAGGAUUUUUAAUGAAUUUAUUUGCAAAUUAUGGUGGAAAAUAAGUAUUUGGUCAAUAACAAAAGUUUCUCAAUACUUUGUUAUAUACCCUUUGUUGGCAAUGACACAGGUCAAAUGUUUUCUGUAAGUCUUCACAAGGUUUUCACACACUGUUGCUGGUAUUUUGGCCCAUUCCUCCAUGCAGAUCUCCUCUAGAGCAGUGAUGUUUUGGGGCUGUCGCUGGGCAACACGGACUUUCAACUCCCUCCAAAGAUUUUCUAUGGGGUUGAGAUCUGGAGACUGGCUAGGCCACUCCAGGACCUUGAAAUGCUUCUUACGAAGCCACUCCUUCGUUGCCCGGGCGGUGUGUUUGGGAUCAUUGUCAUGCUGAAAGACCCAGCCACGUUUCAUCUUCAAUGCCCUUGCUGAUGGAAGGAGGUUUUCACUCAAAAUCUCACGAUACAUGGCCCCAUUCAUUCUUUCCUUUACACGGAUCAGUCGUCCUGGUCCCUUUGCAGAAAAACAGCCCCAAAGCAUGAUGUUUCCACCCGCAUGCUUCACAGUAGGUAUGGUGUUCUUUGGAUGCAACUCAACAUUCUUUGUCAUCCAAACACGACGAGUUGAGUUUUUACCAAAAAGUUAUAUUUUGGUUUCAUCUGACCAUAUGACAUUCUCCCAAUCCUCUUCUGGAUCAUCCAAAUGCACUCUAGCAAACUUCAGACGGGCCUGGACAUGUACUGGCUUAAGCAGGGGGACACGUCUGGCACUGCAGGAUUUGAGUCCCUCGCGGCGUAGUGUGUUACUGAUGGUAGGCUUUGUUACUUUGGUCCCAGCUCUCUGCAGGUCAUUCACUAGGUCCCCCCGUGUGGUUCUGGGAUUUUUGCUCACCGUUCUUGUGAUCAUUUUGACCCCACGGGGUGAGAUCUUGCGUGGAGCCCCAGAUCGAGGGAGAUUAUCAGUGGUCUUGUAUGUCUUCCAUUUCCUAAUAAUUGCUCCCACAGUUGAUUUCUUCAAACCAAGCUGCUUACCUAUUGCAGAUUCAGUCUUCCCAGCCUGGUGCAGGUCUACAAUUUUGUUUCUGGUGUCCUUUGACAGCUCUUUGGUCUUGGCCAUAGUGGAGUUUGGAGUGUGACUGUUUGAGGUUGUGGACAGGUGUCUUUUAUACUGAUAACAAGUUCAAACAGGUGCCAUUAAUACAGGUAACGAGUGGAGGACAGAGGAGCCUCUUAAAGAAGAAGUUACAGGUCUGUGAGAGCCAGAAAUCUUGCUUGUUUGUAGGUGACCAAAUAUUUAUUUUCCACCAUAAUUUGCAAAUAAAUUCAUUAAAAAUCCUACAAUGUGAUUUUCUGGAUUUUUUUUCUUCUCAAUUUGUCUGUCAUUGUUGACGUGUACCUAUGAUGAAAAUUACAGGCCUCUCUCAUCUUUUUAAGUGGGAGAACUUGCACAAUUGGUGGCUGACUAAAUACUUUUUUCCCCCACUGUAUGUUGAAUGUAUAGUAUGUAAUGUGGUCUCUUUUUGUCCUGAUAUAAAGAUCUGUUCCUUUUCCACCGUACAGAUUCUUGUAUGAUAAGAACAGCCGGGACUAUCUUUAUUACCGAAAGAGAGUUGCUGAACUCCGAAAGGAUAACCCAACACCUGAGACGCCGUCACGUUCUAAUGGUAAGAUUACCUAUAUCGGUUUCUCUCUCUCUCUCUCUUACUCUCACACACGCUUGCUCUCGGCUCCAAAGACUACAGAUGAAAAGAACACCAUUCAAUCUAUCUUUAUACAUGUGGAUGAGAUACAUACAGUGCAUUCGGAAAGUACUCAGACCCCUUGACGUAUUCCACAUUUUCUUACGUUACAGCCCUAUUCUAAAAUUGAUUAUAUAAAAAAAAUAUCCAUCUACACACAAUACCCCAUAAUAUUUUGCAAAUGUAUAAAAAAAAUACCUUAUUUACGUAAGUAUUCAGACCCUUUACUAUAAUACUCGAAAUUGAGAUCAGGUGCAUCCUGUUUCCAUUGAUCAUCCUUGAUGUUUCUACCUGUCCACCUGUGGGAAAUUCAAUUGAUUAGACAUGAUUUGGAAAGGCACACACCUCUCUAUAUAAGGUCCCACAGUUGACAGUGCACGUCAGAGCAAAAACCAAGCCAUGAGGUCGAAGGAAUUGUUUGUAGAGCUCAGAGACAGGAUUGUGUCGAGGCACAGAUCUGGGGUAGGGUACCAACACAUUUCUGCAGCAUUGAAGGUCCCCAAGAACGCAGUGGCCUCUAUCAUUCUUAAAUGGAAGAAGUUUCUUCCUGGAGCUGGCCUCCCGGCCACACUGAGCAGUCGGGGGAGAAGGGCCUUGGUCAGGGAGGUGACCAAGAAGCCGAUGGUUACUGUGAUAGAGUUCCUCUGUGGAGAUGGGAGAACCUUCCAGAAGGACAACCAUCUCUGCAGCACUCCACCAAUCAGGCCUUUAUGGUAGAGUGGCCAGACGGAAGCCACUCCUCAGUAAAAGGCACGACAGCCCGCUUGGAGUUUUCCAAAAUGUCACGUCUGGAGGAAACCUGUCAAAAGUUUGGACACACCUACUCAUUCAAGGGUUUUUCUUUAUUUUUACUAUUUUUUACAUUGUAGAAUAAUAGUGAAGACAUCAAAACUCUGAAAUAACACAUAUGUAAUCAUGUAGUAACCAAAAAAGUGUUAAACAAAUCAAAACAUAUUUUAUAUUCUUCAAAUAGCCACCCUUUGCCUUGACGACAGCUUUGCACACUCUUGGCAUUCUCUCAAUCAGCUUCAUGAGGUAAUCACCUGGAAUGCAUUUCAAUUAACAGGUGUGCCUUCUUAAGUUAAUUUGUGGAAUUUCUUUCCUUCUUAAUGCAUUUGAGCCAAUCAGUUGUGUUGUGACGGGGUGGGGUGGGGUGGUAUACAGAAGAUAGCCCUAUUUGGUAAAAUACCAAGUCCAUAUUAUGGCAAGAACAGCUCAAAUAAACAAAGAGAAACGACAGUCCAUCAUUACUUUAAGACAUGAAGGUCAGUCAAUACGAAACAUUUCAAGAACUUUGAAAGUUUCUUCAAGUGCAGUCGCAAAAACCAUCAAGCGCUAUGAUGAAACAGGGUUCUCAUGAGGACCGCCACAGGAAUGGAAGACCCAGAUUUACCUCUGCUGCAGAGGACAAGUUCAUUACCAGCCUCAGAAAUUGCAGCCCAAAUAAAUGCUUCACAGAGUUCAAGUAACAGACACAUCUCAACAUCAACUGUUCAGAGGGGACUGUGUGAAUCAGGCCUUCAUGGUUGAAUUGCUGCAAAGAAACCGCUACUAAAGGACACCAAUAAGAAGAAGAGACCUGCUUGGGCCUAGAAACACGAGCAAUGGACAUUAGAUCAGUGGAAAUUUGUCCUUUGGUCUGGAGUCCAAAUUUGAGAUUUUUGUUUCCAACUGCCCUGUCUUUGUGAGACGUGGUGUGGGUGAACGGAUGAUCUCCGCAUGUGUAGUUCCCACCGUAAAUCAUGGAGGAGGAAGUGUUAUGGUGUGGGGGUGCUUUGCUGGUGACACUGUCUGUGGUUUAUUUAGAAUUCAAGGCACAGUUAACCAGCAUGGCUACCACAGCAUUUUGCAGCGAUACGCCAUCCCAUCUGGUUUGGGCUUAGUGGGACUAUCAUUUGUUUUUCAACAGGACAAUGACCCAACACACCUCCAGGCUGUGUAAGGGCUAUUUUACCAAGAAGGAGAGUGAUGGAGUGCUGCAUCAGAUGACCUGGCCUCCACAAUCUCCCGACCUCAACCCAAUUGAGAUGGUUUGGGAUGAGUCGGACAGCAGAGUGAAGGAAAAGCAGCCAACAAGUGCUCAGCAUACGUGGGAACUCCUUCAAGACUAUUGGAAAAGCAUUCCAGAUGAAGCUGGUUGAGAGUGUGCAAAGCUGUCAUCAAGGCAAAGGGUGGCUAUUUGAAGAAUCUCAAAUAUAAAAUAUAUUUUGAUUUGUUUAACACUUUUUUGGUUACUACAUGAUUCCAUAUCUGUUAUUUCAUAGAUUAAGUCUUCACUAUUAUUCUACAAUGUAGAAAAAUAGUAAAAAUUAAAGAAAAACCCUUGAAUGAGUAGGUGUGUCCAAUCUUUUGACUGGUAGUAUGUGUAUGUAUGUAUGUAUGUAUGUAUGUAUGUAUGUAUGUAUGUAUGUAUGUAUGUAUGUAUGUAUGUAUGUAUGUAUGUAUGUAUGUAUGUAUGUAUGUAUGUAUGUAUGUAUGUAUGUAUGUAUGUAUGUAUGUAUGUAUGUAUGUAUGUAUGUAUGUACAGUGGGGAGAACAAGUAUUUGAUACACUGCCGAUUUUGCAGGUUUUCCUACUUACAAAGCAUGUAGAGGUCUGUAAUAGGUACACUUCAACUGUGAGAGACGGAAUCUAAAACAAAAAUCCAGAAAAUCACAUUGUAUGAUUUUUAAGUAAUUAAUUUGCAUUUUAUUGCAUGACAUAAGUAUUUGAUCACCUACCAACCAGUAAGAAUUCCGUCUCUCACAGACCUGUUAGUUUUUCUUUAAGAAGCCCUCCUGUUCUCCACUCAUUACCUGUAUUAAAUGCACCUGUUUGAACUCAUUACCUGUAUAAAAGACACCUGUCCACACACUCAAUCAAACAGACUCCAACCUCUCCACAAUGGCCAAGACCAGAGAGCUGUGUAAGGACAUCAGGGAUAAAAUUUUAGACCUGCACAAGGCUGGGAUGGGCUACAGGACAAUAGGCAAGCAGCUUGGUGAGAAGGCAACAACUGUUGGCGCAAUUAUUAGAAAAUGGAAGAAGUUCAAGAUGACGGUCAAUCACCCUCGGUUUGGGGCUCCAUGCAAGAUCUCACCUCGUUGGGGUAUCAAUGAUCAUGAGGAAGGUGAGGGAUCAGCCCAGAACUACACGGCAGGACCUGGUCAAUGACCUGAAGAGAGCUGGGACCACAGUCUCAAAGAAAACCAUUAGUAACACACUACGCCGUCAUGGAUUAAAAUCCUGCAGCGCACGCAAGGUCCCGCUGCUCAAGCCAGCGCAUGUCCAGGCCCGUCUGAAGUUUGCCAAUGACCAUCUGGAUGAUCCAGAGGAGGAAUGGGAGAAGGUCUUGUGGUGAGACAAAAAUAGAGCUUUUUGGUCUAAACUCCACUCGCCAUGUUUGGAGGAAGAAGAAGGAUGAGUACAACCCCAAGAACACCAUCCCAACCGUGAAGCAUGGAGGUGGAAACAUCAUUCUUUGGGGAUGCUUUUCUGCAAAGGGGACAGGACGACUGCACCGUAUUGAGGGGAGGAUGGAUGGGGCCAUGUAUUGCGAUAUCUUGGCCAACAACCUCCUUCCCUCAGUAAGAGCAUUGACGAUGUGUCGUGGCUGGGACUUCCAGCAUGACAACGACCCGAAACACACAGCCAGGGCAACUAAGGAGUGGCUCUGUAAGAAGCAUCUCAAGGUCCUGGAGUGGUCUAGCCAGUCUCCAGACCUGAACCCAAUAGAAAAUAUUUGGAGGGAGCUGAAAGUCCGUAUUGCCCAGCGACAGCCCCGAAACCUGAAGGAUCUGGAGAAGGUCUGUAUGGAGGAGUGGGCCAAAAUCCCUGCUGCAGUGUGUGCAAACCUGGUCAAGACCUACAGGAAACGUAUGAUCUCUGUAAUUGCAAACAAAGGUUUCUGUACCAAAUAUUAAGUUCUGCUUUUCUGAUGUAUCAAAUACUUAUGUCAUGCAAUAAAAUGCAAAUGAAUUACUUAAAAAUCAUACAAUGUGAUUUUCUGGAUUUUUGUUUUAGAUUCCGUCUCUCACAGUUGAAGUGUACCUAUGAUAAAAAUUACAGACCUCUACAUGCUUUGUAAGUAGGAAAACCUGCAAAAUCAGCAGUGUAUGAAAUACUUGUUCUCCCCAGUGUGUGUGUGUAUGUAUGUAUGUAUGUAUGUAUGUGUAUAUAUAUAUGUAUAACUCAGCAAAAAAAGAAACGUCCCUUUUUCAGGACUCUGUCUUUCACAGAUAAUGAGUAAAAAUCCAAAUAAAUUCACAGAUUUUCAUUGUAAAGGGUUUAAACACUGUUUCCCAUGCUUGUUCAAUGAACCAUAAACAGUUCAUGCACCUGUGGAACGGUCGUUAAGACACUAACAGCUUACAGACGGUAGGCAAUUAAGGUCACAGUUAUGAAAACUUAGGACACUAAAGAUGCCUUUCUACUGACUCUGAAAAACACCAAAAGAAAGAUGCCCAGGGUCCCUGUUCAUCUGUGUGUACAUGCCUUAGGCAAGCUGCAAGGAGCCAUGAGGACUGCAGAUGUGGCCAGGGCAAUAAAUUGCAAUGUCCAUACUGUGAGACGCCUAAGACCGCUACAGGGAGACAGGACGGAGAGCUGAUCGUCCUCGCAGUGGCAGACCACUUGUAACCACUGUACACCUGCACAGGAUCGGUACAGCCGAACAUCACACCUGCAGGACAGGUACAGGAUGGCAACAACAACUGCCCGAGUUACACCAGGAACACACAAUCCCUCUAUCAGUGCUCAGACUGUCCUCAAUAGGCUGAGAGAGGCUGGACUGAGGUCUUGUAGGCCUGUUGUAAGGCAGGUCCUCACCAGACAUCACCGGCAACAACGUCGCCUAUGGGCACAAACCCACCGUCGCUGGACAAGACAGGACUGGCAAAAAGUGCUCUUCACUGACAAGUCGCGGUUUUGUCUCACCAGGGGUGAUGGUCGGAUUCGCGUUUAUCGCCAAAGGAAUGAGCGUUACACCGAGGCCUGUACUCUGGAGCAGGAUCGAUUUGGAGGUGGAGGGUCCGUCAUGGUCUGGGGCAGUGUGUCACAGCAUCAUCGGACUGAGCGUGUUGUCAUUGCAGGCAAUCUCAACGCUGUGCGUUACAGGGAAGACAUCCUCCUCCAUGAUGUGGUAACCUUCCUACAGGCUCAUCCUGACAUGACCCUCCAGCAUGACAAUGCCACCACGCACAGAACGAGCAGUAUGGCUGAUUUCCUGCAAGACAGGAAUGUCAGUGUUCUGCCAUGGCCAGCGAAGAGCCCAGAUCUCAAUCCCAUUGAGCACGUCUGGGACCUGUUGGAUCGGAGGGUGAGGGCUAGGGCCCAUUCCACCCAGAAAUGUCUGGGAACUUGCAGGUGCCUUGGUGGAAUAGUGGGGUAACAUCUCCCAGCAAGAACUGGCAAAUCUGGUGCAGUCCAUGAGGAGGAGAUGCACUGCAGUACUUAAUGCAGCUGGUGGCCACACCAGAUACUGACUUACUUUUGAUUUUGACCCCCCUUUGUUCAGGGACACAUUAUUCAAUUUCUGUUAGUCACAUGUCUGUGGAACUUGUUCAGUUUAUGUCUCAGUUGUUGAAUCUUGCUAUGUUCAUACAAAUAUUUACACAUGUUAAGUUUGCUGAAAAUAAACGCAGUUGACAGUGAGAGGACGUUUCUUUUUUUGCUGAGUUUAUAUGUGUGUGUGUGUAUAUAUAUAUAUAUAUAUAUAUAUAUAUAUAUAUAUAUAGCUAGCCCUCCUUGGCGUGUUUUAGUUUAUGUUGAAAGUAACCAUUGCACACAAACGAUGAGGACCGAAGCUUCAAAUGACAGAUACAGAAUUAUUUACUGAAAAGUCCUUCACGACAGACAGCAUUUAUAAUGCCCACUGUUCAUGGUGUUAUUUAUUCAAAAAAAUGUAAGAUUAGGCCUAUAUUUUAGUAUCAAAUCCAUACAAUCCACUUCCCCAAUCACCACCAUGUCCCCCUGCUCCCCCCUCUUCUUAUCCCCUACUGGCUGUAGACUGGUGUGUGAGGGCCAGUUGAGUACGGUACGGUAGUAGUGUGAGUUGAGCCCCAGUACUGAUAGGCUGCUUAAAGUCUCCCCCCCAGUGGACGAGGAGACCCAAAGGGUGGCCAAGAAGCUGGCCAGUUUUGUGGCCGACGGUGGCCCCGAGGUAGAAGCCAUCGCCGCCCAGCACAACCAGGACAACCCUGCCUUCAGGUAAGUGACAGUCUCAAAUAUUGUAAUGAGUGUUUAAUGCAUUGAUCCAAUUGUAUUUUAUUGAUCCCAAAGAAGAAAUUGAUUUGUCAUAGUAUUGCUUACUUUAUUAAAAACCUAACAUGUAAAGUGGACAAAAUACCAUAAAAGAUGGCUUAUUUCUUCUUCCUCUUCUCAGUUUUCUUUAUGACCUCCAAAGCCCCGGCCAUCACUUCUACAAGGAGAAGGUGGAGGAGUACCGCCAGGCCAAAAAUGACCAGAGCCCCCCAAUCAAGCAGGAGCCUGGAGUGGGGCUCAAGAUGCCGGCUGCCCCUCCCCCGCCUCUUCACUACCCCUACCUGCUGGGCCAGGUAAAGCUCGAGCCGGGUCUGGAGAUAAAAGAGGAAACAGCAGGGCCCCCCAUGGUUAAGAGGAAGAGGAAGAGCCGCUGGGGGUCAGAGGACGACAAGGUGGAUCUGUCGCUGCCACCCAUCUUCAUCCCCAAGGAGGAAGAGCCAGAGGCCAGCCCGUGUCUUUCUGGUACACACACACCCAUAAUACACAGCCUCUCUUGUAUAACACACACACACAUAAAAAUAGAAUCAAAUGUAAUUGGUUUCGCGUACACCUAUUUUGCCGACGUUAUUGCGGAUAUAACGAAAUGCCUAUGUUCCUAGCUUCAACAGUGCAGUAAUACCUAACAAUACAAAACGAUACAUGCAAAUCCAACAAAUUAAGAAAUAUAGUAAUAUUAGAACAAGAGACCGUUGUUUUAGUAUAUCUUAGACUAAAAACAGUGUUUGUAAGGUAUAUCUAUCCUGGCCAUGUGUUGUGUCCAUCCUUGCUGAGUGUGUGUGGUGUGUUUCAGUUCAUGAACUGAGAGAUCUGGGCUAUAAGAAGGGAAAGCCUGUGGGCCUGGUCGGGGUAACAGAGCUCUCAGACGACCAGAAGAAACAGCUCAAAGAGCAACAGGAGGUACUGCUUGACCGACAGACAGACAGAGCACAAUACACUAUGGCAACAAAUUGUACUUUCACUGUUUGAAUUGUCGGGGACUGGGCAGUGUUAAUCAUUUUAGUAUUUUGGGCGCGCCUUGGUUUGGUAUGGGAGUGCCCAGCUUACUUCAAACCUAGCCUCUAACAAGACCAGAUGGGCUCAGUUGCGUCCUUUCUCAGCCACCUUGAAAUCCGUCUCUGAAACCUUGACUGAGGUGUGUGUCCGGCCUGCACAUGCAUGUGUGUCUGUGUUCUCACCCCAGAUGCAGGAGAUGUUUGACAUGAUCAUGAAGCAUAAGCGUGCGAUGGCGGAGAUGCAGGUGAUGUGGGAGAAGGCGGUGCGGGACCACUCCCAUGAGUACGACAGUGACGAGGAGGUAGACCAGCAGGCUGGCACCUGGGAGCACCGCCUCCGUCACAUGGAGAUGGAGAAAACACGUGGUAAGAUUCAUGAAGACAAUGGCCGUGUUCGAAGAUCAUCAAAACCGUGAUGUAUCAUGAGUAAAUUCUGACUGAAUGAUCUAUAAAUAAUAUUGAGUAGUUAUUUAUGAUACAAGGUGAUUUGUGGAUCAGUCAGUCUCGACUCGUCUUUAAAGUCGGCUGCAAUGUCAAAUGCGCCCAAUGUGUUUGUUAAAGUGAAAGGACUUUUUGAAUGUGAGAUUUGAUUCUUGAAAAGAUCCGUUUAUUACUGACAUUUUUUUUGGUUUAAUCAACGACUACUUUCAGAACAUUCUGUGUCAACAACUCAUUAAUCAACUCUGAGAUAUACCUCAUCAUAUUAACCUGGGCCUCGUUCAAUCUGAAUGUUCAAAACGUUGUGUCCUGCUGAACGCGCCCCUGACGUAAAUGGCUGCUUGGCUCUUCCUCCAGAGUGGGCGGAGUCGCUGACUGACAUGGGAAAGGGGAAGCACUUCAUUGGUGACUUCCUACCUCCGGAGGAGCUGGAGAAGUUUAUGGAGACCUUCAAGGCACUCAAGGUCAGUUCCAAAUCUUUUCCCCAACUCUUCUCUUUGGCACUUAACCCUUUACCCCUUCGUUGUCUAGCCUCAGCCAAAAAGGAAUGACCCGGAAACCACCAUUUGGGAAACACAUAUUCUAUUCACAUGAUCUCAUGUUCUUGAAUUGUGUUUUGGGUUGUUCUGCAGGAAGGCCAUGACCCAGACUACUCGGAGUAUAAGGAUUUUAAGCUAACGGUGGAGAACCUCGGUUUCCAGAUGCUCAUGAAGAUGGGCUGGAAGGAGGGCGAUGGCCUCGGCUCUGACGGACAGGGCAUCAAGGCCCCUGUCCACAGGUGGGGGACUGUCAAAUUCACAGACACAUAGUAUACACACUUGGACUCAGGCAUAGUCACACGAAGACAUGCAAACACUGGACAUGAACACCCACACUAUUGGCUGAUACAAGGUCUUCUACACAGCUUAUACACACACACUUAACCAGCUGCUGUGGUUUGGUUUGCUCCAGGGGAAUCACGGCUGUUGACGGGGCAGGGUUUGGUGUGGACCGGCCCGCUGAGCUCUCAGGACAGGACGAUGAGUAUGACGCUUUCAGAAAGAGGAUGAUGCUAGCCUAUCGCUUCAGGCCUAACCCACUGGUAAUUACUACAUAAAUGCCAUCUGCAAACUGUUCUGUUCAGAUGACCUGGCAUUGGUAAGAGUUUUUGGUAACGCGUUUCUUUUUUUUUCAGAACAACCCAAGGAGACCAUACUACUGAUGAAGAGGCCUGAAUUUGGUCGACUUUGUCGAAUUUACUUUUUUAAACCACCAACAGUGGCAUGAUGGCCCAGUUAUGCCUUUCUCUUUGUUGUGGGAACAAACUGUAGGACACUAGUCUAGUAAUCUAGUAAUCUCCUCUAGAUUGUGUGGAAUUUUAUAGUCGUUGAUAAAUUGUUUAGGUUGGAGAAUAAGGAGGACGGAUUUGUCGGAUCUAAUUGAAGUUGUCUAAGACUCAGUUGAUGUGAAUCUGACUCAACUGCAGAAUCAAAGUAUCAUAUUUGAUCAAUCGGAUGGCUAGGGUAUCAUUGUGAUGGCUUAUGAUCUGAUCCUAGUCACGAUUCAAAACGCAGAACAACCUAUAAACACUGCCUGUCCUCUCUGUAUUGUGACGUCUGUCUUUUUGCUUGGAUUUUAAUUUCUUCACAUGUUCAAGAUGUUACUUGGCAAUGACAGUAACCAAAAUACAUAAUUUGACUGAUAAUAAAUGGCUUUGUAGUUCUUUCUGUGCAUGGUUUUGCUAUGGUUGUUUGAUCACCCUUCUUCAAAGAUUUGAACACAGUGUUAACACAUCGUAAAUGUGUUAUUUACAUCGUAAAUUCAAGCAACGAAUGUAAAAUGUUUCACUGUGAAAAAUAAAAAUAUUAAAUAGU
Messenger RNA from Coregonus sp. 'balchen', 13097 nucleotides. NCBI's taxonomy places the organism in Eukaryota, Metazoa, Chordata, Actinopteri, Salmoniformes, Salmonidae. The record is from the annotation of a GenBank genome assembly.